AUGGCUACGCUGCUCCCCGAAAGAAAACGCCUGGAAGAGCUCGAGGAAGAAAUCAUCGGGCUCGAAUUGCGACUAUCCGCUCUACGCGACGAGGUUUUCACUGUCAAGCAACGGAUGAACAACUACGUUUACCCUGUUCUCACUCUUCCCAACGAGAUCGUCUCCAUGAUAUUCCUCCAUUAUGUACCGGCUUAUCCCUGCCGCCCAAGCAUACUUGGGGAAGGCUCUCCCAUACUUCUCACCAGAAUAUGUCGUCAUUGGCGCGAUAUUGCAGACUCGACACCUAGGCUCUGGUGCUCCAUUCGACUCUUCCACUUCCAAACUAUACUCCGGCCGCCUCUCGCAUCCGAAGUCCCCAGAUCUCUCAAACUCGCCGCCGACCGCAAAACGGCCCAGCUACACCUGGAGCUCGCCGAGAAAUGGAUGGAAAAAUCUGGUGCUCUUCCGCUUUCCAUCGAACUGGGGGUAGAUGUGGACAACUACGGCGAUUAUUACAAUCUGAUGGGCCUGCAACUUGAGGCUCUACGCCUCAUAAUGCGCUACCACAAGCGAUGGCAAUACAUUCAGUUUCGCCUUCCUGUGAAACCAGCGCUGACCGGUGUUGCUAAACGUCGCGACCGGCUGACCAUUACUGACUGUUUUCCGCUUCUCCGUGAGCUCCACAUUGAAUUCGACAAUUACCCGGCUUUCUUGGUUCUCAUCGAGGCGCCCCAUCUUGAACGAGCGACAUUCGACAACACCGAUUUGGGCCCACUGUCGACGUUAUCCCGACCACCAUCGUUAUUCAACAAUCUGACUCAGCUCAUUCUGCUUAGAUUCGAUCUCUUGAGUGCUGUUUGGGCUCUCCGCUACGCUCCUUGUCUGCAGCGAUGCUGGAUGAAUGUUACAUUCGUCAUCGAGGGCGAGGACCACCAUUCGGACUUCAUAGAGCCAGUUUUUCUUGGACAGUUGACAACACUUGCGAUCAGGCUGUGGAUGGGCGAGUGUGAUUAUAUGUCUGAUUUUCUCGGGUCCCUCCGAACGCCUCGUCUGGAGAGGCUUUGCAUUGAAGAAGACUUUCUCGACCCCGAUCCCAUCGACACGCUGUCCAAUCUAAUAGAGAGUGGCUCGCUACAGCUCAAGGAACUUCUCGUCAUAACCCCGAAGCGAACCGGGCCCCAAUACGCACGUGCAUUCAGCCAAAUACCUCGAGUCCGCCGCGUCAUCGAUAUCGAUUUAUCCCAUAAUCGCGACUCUGCCAUAGCUGAGGAGUGGGGUUUUGUCCUGGGUGAAGGGGUGCGCUUUGACUAUCAAAAUGACUGGUAG
Messenger RNA from Mycena indigotica, 1305 nucleotides. Its product is annotated as F-box domain-containing protein. The coding region runs from base 1 to 1305 and encodes 434 amino acids. Lineage: Eukaryota; Fungi; Basidiomycota; Agaricomycetes; Agaricales; Mycenaceae. The record is from RefSeq and is a predicted model, not a curated record. The transcript has a single exon.